Lachancea sp. 'fantastica' is the source of this 2181-nucleotide messenger RNA. Lineage: Eukaryota; Fungi; Ascomycota; Saccharomycetes; Saccharomycetales; Saccharomycetaceae. The record is from the annotation of a GenBank genome assembly.
AUGUUUAAGAUUCAAAUACGAUCGCCCAAUGGGCUUGGUGGUAAAACUGCUCCUUCCUUCAAGGAUUCGUGGGAAGUACUAAGAAGCGCCAUGUCGAUGAUUUAUGAUGGACGUGUAGGCGAGCUUUCCUUCGAGGGUCUCUUUAAUGUAGUCUACAGCCUUACACUCCGCCGGCAGGGAGCAGAGCUCUAUGAAAAGAUUGGCGGGUUUUUUGAGGAAAAGGUCUGCGAAUUGAGGAAUCCAGCUAUCGAGAGUUCCACACUAAAUGUACUAUCAGCGUUAUUGGAGGUUUGGGACAAGCAUUGCGAGUCUCUUCGCUUGAUCAGUGACAUUACGAUGUAUCUCGACAAAGUUUACUGCAAGGAGAAUCGCAGGCAACUUGUUUAUGACAUGGGACUUGAGAAAUUCCGAGGUCUGGUAUUGAAGGCUUCAAAAGACGAUGUGCAUAGUCUGAUGGGAAAACAAAUCAACGAUGCCAGGCUUCGGUCCAAAAAUGUCGACUUUCAAAGUCUGAAAUCUUUGAUUGCAAUCAUGGAAACCCUGACUGAUGUCAACGACACCUAUUAUCUUACAGAAUUCGAGCCUUCUUUACUUGAAGAAACUAAAGCUUUCUACAGGAACUUUAUUCAAAAUUACAAUAGUGAAGCAACAUCAUAUCCUAAGGAAGUUCAGGCACUUUUGAAAGAUGAGCAGGAAAUGGAUGCGAAGUUUUUGAACCAGGACAUAGUGAUCAAGAUUAGGACUGUCGUCGAAGGUAUACUGGUUUCGGAAAACAUGCAAUUUGUAGGAGAGCAGGUUAUUCCCGAACUUCUGCGAAAAGGAAUGUACUCGGACUUGGGACUGAUGUUCAGUUUGUCCCGCGCCCCGCAAGAAAAGAAGCGGCUUUGGAAGCAGUGUUCUCAAUAUAUUUCGAAUGAGGGUCUGUCUAUUGCAGAGGACUUUUCGCUGAAGAAACGAACUCAGGUCGCAGUAAAAUGGGUUACAGAAGUAAUUGCAUUGAAGAAAAAAUACGAAACGGUAUUGAGAGACAUGGCUGAAGACGACUCAACUGACGUCAAGGCAGUCAAUGAAGCAUUUUCCGUGAUCUUGAAUCAAAAUGGAAAAAGGAAUGCCGAUUUCUUGGCCAUGUAUUUAGACUUCUUGUUACGGUCAUCUACUGCCGAGGAGUCGACGAAAAUGCAAAUGGAAGAGACGAUAGCGAUGUUCAAACUCCUGAGAGAAAAGGAUGUUUUCGAAAGAUUAUAUCAGCAACAAUUGUCUAAACGCCUAUUACAGCAGCGAUCGUCCAUUAAGUUGGAAAAAUACCUGGUGAAUCGCAUGAAGGACGAGGUUGGAGGUUCUUUCACGUUGAAGCCGGAAGGUAUGUUUAGAGACAUUUCGGUAUCACAGAUCAACAACUCGAAGUUUCACCAAUCUUACCAAAUUCCAUACGCAUACGACAUGAGCGUACUCACAUGGACAUGCUGGCCAUUCCAGCAGACAAGUAACGAAAAAGACAUAAUUCUACCAACUGCGCUUGAAAGCGUGAAGCUAGAUUAUGAAAACUACUACAUGAAGACAUACAGCGGAAGAGUACUCACUUGGGCUUACCACCUUGGGUCCCUGGAUAUCGGAUUUCAGUUUAAAAAAAGUUAUCAUGUUAUUACAAUGCCGAUUUACGCCGCCAUCAUAUUUAUGCUAUUUGAGGAUCAUGAGGAAUUGACUGCCCAGGAAAUUGGCGAGCUUACCAACAUUCCGGACAAUGAACUCAUUAGAAAUCUUUUAACAAUAGCCAUUGCUCCCAAAACGAGACUUUUAAAAAAGCAGCCCAUGAGUAAAAAGGUUCUUCCCUCAGACAAAUUUCGUAUCAAUUACUCAUUUUCAGCGCCCACUACGAAAGUGAAGGUCCUCGCUGUUUUGAAUAAAGCUGAAUCAGAGACGCAGCAAUCAUCGGGUAAUGGGGGUCUAACCUCUGAUAUUUUAGGCGAACGUAGACAAAAUGUCGAAGCCGCGAUCGUGAGGGUGAUGAAAAGCUCUCAAAAGUUAUACUUGGAUCAACUGUUUGAGAAAGUGCGAGAAGCCGUGGCGUUGCGCUUUCAGCUGGACCUGGACACGCUUCAGACAAGUGUGGACAAACUUGUUGAGCGGGAAUAUAUGCAGAGGGAUCCUGACGACAGCACUUUUUAUCAUUAUCUUCCUUAA